Molecule: messenger RNA, 2139 nt
Organism: Gossypium arboreum
Lineage: Eukaryota; Viridiplantae; Streptophyta; Magnoliopsida; Malvales; Malvaceae
Product: transcription factor PIF4-like
Exons: 8
Coding region: 504-1676 (390 amino acids)
Cellular component (GO): nucleus
Molecular function (GO): protein dimerization activity
Source: RefSeq, a predicted model, not a curated record
CUGUCAUUUCACUCUACUUUCUUCUCUCACAGUUUCUAAAAUAAACCCGAACAGCUUAAACUUUUCUCAGGAAUCAAUCAACCCCUCCCCCCCCCCCUCUUUUUUUCCUCUUUGAUUACUGCUUUUCAUUUCUGGGUUUGUUUUCUUUUUUUUUCUUUUGCUGCUCAAUUCUCUUUGCUUGUUAGCUUUUCUUCAAACUUAAAAAAAAAAAAAAACAGAGGAAAGAAGUUUUUUCUUUUUUGUAGUUUUUCUUAGUUUUUAAACAUGGGUUUUCAAUUUUUUAUAGAAAGAUUUGUUCUUUUGCAUGGAAAAGCUUUUCCAAAUAAAUCAUGAGUCAAAUAGAUUAUCUUAAGCUUCAUUCCUCUGUUUUUACUCUUUUUAAGGACAUGGAAUAGUAUAUAUUAAUAAUAUAUAAUUAAAUAGUCAAUUAAUACUUUAUUUGUAGUUAAUAGAAAUCUGGGCUUGUUUUUUUAUUGGCUUUCAGGGCAUCUAUCAGCUUAGCAAUGAACCACUGUAGUUCAGAUUGGAAUUUUGAUUCUGAUCUUCCAAUCUCCAAUCAAAAAAAUCUCUUGGGUCAAGAUAAUGAACUAGAAGAGCUUUUAUGGCAGAAUGGGAAGGUAGUUUUGCAAAGCCAAACUCAUAAGAAACAAGAUGAUGAAACAGUCUCAUGGAUCCAAAACCCUUUUGAGGAAUCAUUUGAGAAAGAGAUGUUUUCCAACUUUUUCUCUGAAUUUCCAGCUUAUGAUCCCAUGGAUCACCAACAUGAACAACAAGAGGAUGAUAAAAGUUUAAAACAUAAGAACAAUUUGAUGCAAAGAGAAGUUAAUGAACUUUCAGGAAUGGCAAUUGGGUCAAGCCAUUGUGGAAGCAAUCAAGUUCGAAAUGAUGGAGAUCUUAGCAGAGGAUCAAGCAAUGGAAUUGGAACUACAUCCACUGGUUUAUCUGUAGGGACAUCUAAAGAUGAUGAAGAUGAUUAUAAUGGUGGCCAAGUUGAAAAUGAGAAAGGAACUUCAGUUGGAGUCACUAGUAGCCAGAAAAGGAAGAACGGAGAUGGUAGGGAAGAUUAUGAGUGUCAAAGUGAGUUUGCUGAAGAUAAGCCAGUCCGACGAUCUGGGUCUUAUCGUCGCCGGAGUCGAGCUGCCGAAGUUCAUAAUUUAUCGGAGAGGAGAAGAAGGGAUAGGAUCAAUGAGAAGAUGAGAGCAUUACAAGAGCUCAUCCCUCACUGCAAUAAGACAGAUAAAGCAUCUAUGCUAGAUGAGGCCAUUGAAUAUUUGAAGUCACUUCAAUCACAACUUCAGGUCAUGUGGAUGGGAAAUGGGAUGGCCCCAAUGAUGUUCCCUGGAAUCCAACAUUAUAUGUCCCCCAUGGCAAUGGGAACAGCUCCACCUACAAUGCCUUCAAUUCAAAACCAACGUUUUAUUCAAAAUCCCACUUUUUCUGAACAAUAUGCACGUUUUUUAGGCUUUCAACAUAUGCAAACAGCUUCUCAGCCAAUUAAUAUGUUUGGUUAUGGCUCCCAAACUACACCUCAAAGUCCCACGGUAUUAGGCUUUAGCAAUGGCAGUAACCAACUCAAUGGAGGAACAACUGCUGCCAAUAACACUUCUCUAAGUGGCAAGAUAGGUGGAGAGGUUCAACUUGAGUGCAAAACCACUGCCAAUCUGGGAUUUAACUGAUGUGGAAUUUCAUCACUUGAACAAGUUUGAUCACUUGUAGUAUGUACAAAGGAGGUUACCAUGGAAGCUUUUAUAGAAGGAGUUAAAUUGCAUUUUGUCUUACAUCUUCUCUUAUGAUAUUCAUGUCAUAGAACUAGUAUCAAUUUCAUCUUCUCCCAAAAUUAACCUUCUCGUUGGCCCCAACUUCAAAAUAUUAGGGGGCAAAAGUACCAUGGAAGCCCUUGUAUUAGGGGUUAGAUUACAUUUUGCCUCUUUUAUUUAAAAAAUAAGCACAUUAAUUUUUAUACAUUAAAUCAAAAAACAAACUGGUCCUUCUGUUAAAAAGUUCAUCCAAUUCAACUAUUGAAAACUAGUCAUUGUAGGCCAUAUGAGGUACACGUGAUAUGCCAUGUGUAAUUCUUUUUUUAUUCUGUCAUUCACAACAAUUUUAAACAGUAAAAUGAUUGGAAUUUUUAACAGGAAA